AUGCUUAACCUUGCCCUCUUACAAAACAACUCUGCAGUUACAAACUCCCCCCUUACCACAUUCUCAUCUCCCAUUAAGAUGGCUACUCCUUAAUUGAGCCACUCCUCCUCCCAACCUGGCUCAUUACUAUCCCUUAAUCCCUUCUGCUUAAACAAUACUAUGCUUCCCUAACAAGUCAAUUAAUUUGCCUUGAAAAAUGCUACAUAAUAAGCUCCCAUUGACUAAGAUAUUCUUCUUUAGCACAUCAAUCAUCUCCUUAUCUAAAAGGAAAAGCAAGAAUAACAACAAAUGCAAUAAAAAUUACUAAUUGAUGCACUCUUAAGUUAAAUUCAAGCACAAUAAAGCUAAUAAUAAUUGUAAUAGCAAUAACGCUAGUUACUUUUACAAUAAAUCAACAUGCCUACUCUUAGUUGCUUGAAAAACGCUAACGAAGAAAGCAGCUAUCCUAAUAGCAUUAGCUCCUCCAUGACCAACAUUAAUGUCUAACCUUAAAUUUAUAACAUGGAACACAAGCUUAGUGUUAGCUCAUUCCCUUCCUGCGAUAACAUCAAGCGUGAAGAAGAAUAACAAUAAAUACAAUAACAACCCAUCUUCUUCCCUCAAUAAUAAUAACCUACUAACUUUUUCUUCCCCCAAUAAUCCCUUGUAUAAUAAUAAAUCUAAUAAUAACAACAACUAUUCCAACAAUCUUUCCUCAAUGCCUAAAAUCUCUUAACUCUCAAUCCUCUCACUUCAGAAUUGAAUGUCAAGAGAAAAUUCGAAGAAUUGGAUUCCUCCUCCUAAUCAGAAUCCACUUCUAUCCGUAAGAAAAAAUUGAUCGCCAAUGGCGAAGAAGAGCGUUGCGUAGAUAUCAAGUCUAGCAUGAGAAAUACCACUUCCUCUACUCUUCCCAACACUCCUACUUUACCCUCCAGCAUGACUAAGUCAAAGAGCGAAAUUAAGAAGGAAGAUUUAAAGGAUCCUCGUAGCAGAUCUCGUUUCCAUAACUUGACUAAACUUUUCUUAAACUCUCUCCUUUCUAUUUUCACCCGUGAAAAUAUGAGCAAAAUUAACAUCGAACCCCUCUACUAAGAAGAAAUCAUUAAAUGCAUCGCCAGAGUUAAAUAAUCAGGAAGAAAAACUCAAGGAAAGGUUUGCAAGACCGAUCUUUUCAACCACUCUCACUACAACGUUCUCUUCUUGAAGUUAACUCACGAAAGUAUUUAGGAAAUCGCUAACAAGCCUAAAGAUGCCAAUAUCCACAAGGCCUGUUUUGAAAUUGAUGUAACUCUUCCCAUUCCUUAAUUCUAAUUAGAACACAUCAACAAAAUCAAGAAAUACAUCUUUGAAAUCACUUAAUCCGUUCUAGGAAACCCUGUUGAAUCCGACUCUGUUCGUGAUGAAUACUGGCUCCGUGCUAUGGUUGGUAUCAAGUAACUCUCUGAAGGAAAGUUAAUUUACAGAUUCUAAUCCAUUUCCUCUACAUAAGCAACUGCCGCUGCCCUUACUAACAAUAAAUCUUCCUCCGAAGAUGAAGAAUAAGAAAGCAUCUGA
Molecule: messenger RNA, 1533 nt
Organism: Tetrahymena thermophila SB210
Lineage: Eukaryota; Ciliophora; Oligohymenophorea; Hymenostomatida; Tetrahymenidae
Exons: 1
Source: RefSeq, a predicted model, not a curated record